ACCAAAUCCGAUUUACCAAUAAUAGCCAGGCUGUCAAUUGGGUGCAAAAUUUGUAACUCUAAAGUCAAAAUCAUAAAACCCUAACAUAAACCCUAGUCCUCUAACCCCUCAACACCAGCAGACAAAAUCACCAUUUCAAUCCAAUGAAGACAGUAUCAGGCAAAGUAACAUCAACAACUCCAAUAUCUCUUUCCAAUGCAGCAAAAUCACUCUCCAAAUUUGCUGCAUCAGAUAACCAUGGAGCUUCACAUGCUGUUUCUGUAUAUCUCCAACGUGCUGCUGAUUCAUUCAAUCAACUUGUUAAGGUACAUCAGAAACUCAACCCCAAUAGUUUAAAAGUUGAAGAUAUAGUCAAGAAUGAAGAUAUCCCAAUUGGGUCCCUAGAAAACAAGAAAAGCAAGAAUCUUGGUAAGGAUGAAAUCAAGAACUCAUCAAAAAUUGAUGUAGUGAAAAAUGAAGAUAUCCCUAUUGGGUCUCAAGAAAACAAGAAAAGCAAGAAUCUUGGUGAGGAAAAAAAACCGAAAGCCGAUACGAGGAAUAAGAUCAAGAACUCAGAGUCAGCAAAAUCCAAUGAAAGUGAGCUGAAGAAUGAGGAUAUUCCAAGUGGGACCCUAGAAAACAAGGAAAGCAAGAAUGUUGGCAAGGAAAAAAUUGAUAAGGUGAAGGAACAGAAGUUGGUCAAGAAUGAGCAACGACUCGAUAUAGGUGAAGGAGAGGUAGCAAAAUCGAAUAAAAAUGAGCUGGAGUUUGUUAAAACUGAUAGUUCUCUGAAGACAGAACAUGGGGUUGAGGAAGUUAAGGAAGAUGGUAUGAUAAGUAAAGAUAAGAAGAAGAAGAAGAAGAAAAAGAAAAAUAGAGGUGUUGGUGACAGUGAGCGCGAGGGGGUGAAAGUGGAAGAAGAUUUGGGGCAUGAGGAGGAGGAGGAAAGGAAGAAGAGGAAUAGUAUAGAUACUGAUGCUGACGAAAAUGCUGGUUCAGCAGAGCAGAGUCGUAAGAAAAAGAGUAAAAGGAGAAGAAUUGAAGGUGAAAAGUAAUUGAAUUAGCUAUAUUUUAGGAAGAUUAUUGCUGUUGUUGCUACUAGUGUUGAGGAUUAGUGUAAUGCUUUUUUGUGUAACGCACCUGGGAAAAUUGUCCCUUGUGGAUACUGUUGCUAUAGCUGUAUUGAUAUAACGGCUCGGGUAAUUUUAUGAGAUAUGAUUCAAUUUGAAAUGAUUAUGGAUCUAAGGAAGUUUUAUUGACAUAUUAUAAUUGAA
Lycium barbarum (goji berry) is the source of this 1253-nucleotide messenger RNA. RefSeq lists its product as uncharacterized. The coding region runs from base 144 to 1034 and encodes 296 amino acids. The record is from RefSeq and is a predicted model, not a curated record. NCBI's taxonomy places the organism in Eukaryota, Viridiplantae, Streptophyta, Magnoliopsida, Solanales, Solanaceae. The transcript has a single exon.